AUGGGUUGCUUUUCAUGUUUUUCGUCUCACGGGAAAGCACCCAAAAGAAGAAAGAAUUGUAGAAGGAAACAAUCUGUUUCGUUGCAUUCUCGCAGCCUUAAACCACAACAACAACAUCAUCAUCCUGCUCCUCCUUCAGGUCAUAUAUGUACAGAUAAUACAAAAGGAAACCAAGUGCAAAAUGAAGCAGAGAAAGAGAAUGAGAUUGGAGGAAAGAACAACAUUGCAGCAAAAACCUUCACGUUCAGAGAGCUGGCCACUGCCACGAAGAAUUUCCGCGAAGAGUGUCUGAUCGGAGAGGGCGGGUUCGGGAGAGUUUACAAAGGCAAACUCGACAAAAUUUCCCAGGUUGUAGCAGUGAAGCAGCUUGAUAGGAAUGGACUGCAAGGGAAUAGAGAGUUCCUUGUGGAGGUUUUGAUGCUAAGCCUUUUACACCAUAAGAACCUUGUCAAUCUCAUUGGGUAUUGUGCAGAUGGUGAUCAAAGACUCUUGGUCUAUGAGUAUAUGCCUUUGGGAUCUCUAGAAGAUCAUCUACUUGACCUUCCAGCGGAUAGGAAGGCAUUAGAUUGGGCAACAAGAAUGAAAGUAGCAUUGGGAGCAGCAAAAGGGCUAGAGUACUUGCACGACAAAGCCAACCCACCUGUGAUAUAUAGAGAUUUGAAAGCAUCAAACAUUCUAUUGGACAAUGAUUUCAAUGCAAAGCUGUCGGAUUUUGGGCUCGCAAAGCUUGGGCCUGUCGGGGACAAGUCCCAUGUUUCCUCCAGGGUUAUGGGAACCUAUGGAUAUUGUGCUCCCGAGUAUCAAAGAACAGGCCAGCUCACUCUCAAAUCAGAUGUCUACAGCUUUGGCGUUGUCUUGUUGGAACUCAUCACCGGCAAGAGAGUCAUCGACGACACUCGUCCAGCUAACCAGCAAAACCUGGUCGCUUGGGCAUGCCCAAUAUUCAAGGAACCAACUAAAUUCAUGGACCUGGCAGAUCCUCUUUUGGGUAGGGACUUCACUGUGAGAUCUCUAAACCAAGCCGUCGCGGUGGCUGCAAUGUGCCUCCACGAGGAAGCGACGGUGCGACCAUUGAUCAGCGAUGUCGUCACGGCUCUUAGCUUCUUGGGUGCAGAAGCCAUGCACUCGUCGUCUUUGUCGUUGUCGUCGAUCGAUGACCCUUCACUGGUAGUAUCUGAUCAAAAUUUGAUCAAUCAAUCAAAAUCCAACGACGAGGAAAUAGCCGAGGCACGCCAACGAGCAGUCGCCGAAGCCAUCGAAUGGGGUUCCUCCUCCAAGCAAAAUGCCGCCGCCGCCGCCUCGCGCCGGGGAAGUUGUUCUUCCUUGUAA
Cucurbita pepo subsp. pepo (vegetable marrow) is the source of this 1329-nucleotide messenger RNA. The record is from RefSeq and is a predicted model, not a curated record. Lineage: Eukaryota; Viridiplantae; Streptophyta; Magnoliopsida; Cucurbitales; Cucurbitaceae.